Molecule: messenger RNA, 2868 nt
Organism: Cryptosporidium ubiquitum
Lineage: Eukaryota; Apicomplexa; Conoidasida; Eucoccidiorida; Cryptosporidiidae
Exons: 1
Coding region: 1-2868 (955 amino acids)
Biological process (GO): monoatomic anion transport; transmembrane transport
Cellular component (GO): plasma membrane
Molecular function (GO): mechanosensitive monoatomic ion channel activity
Source: RefSeq, a predicted model, not a curated record
AUGGAAAACGUAAGCCCAAAGGAUGGUACAGGACAAAACAAUGCUCGCAAGAGUCGCAGAGCAACCAGAUUUUCGAUGAUUUGGAGGAAACCUGAAGAAAAUAUAGAUGGAACUCAAGAAAAGAAAGAUCAUCAUCGUUUUUCAAUCUGGAACCAAAAACCCUUAAACGAAAAAAAAGCACUGAAUGCAAAGGGCUCAAGUGCUGAUGGAAAGAAUAAUGUUGAUAAAAUUGAUGUUUUCAAGGCUAGAAAUGAAGAUGAACAAAGUAUAUGUACAAACCAAUUAGAAGAUGAAAAAAACCAGAAAAAUAUAUUCCAAAAACUAGGAAGUGAUUUAUUCUUUAAAAGACCCAGUAAAGUGUUUGAAGAAAAGAAAGAAGAAGAAGAAGAAGAUGACGAGGCUGAGACUUGGGUAUAUACAAUAUUUAGAUUUUUCUUUCCAGACUCUGCACCACUAUUCUGGCAAUUCUUUCUAUUAUGCUCCUCUAUUGCAAUGUAUGUCAAUCAUUUAAUAGAUAAUGGUUUCUCAACAAGUACUGCUAAAUGUGCUACAGUUAUUUACUUUAUGGAUGUGGGCACUUUUUUGCUUAUGAUGGUUGUAAGAUUGAUAGUUUUCAGACUCCUUUUACCAUGGCUAUGCCCGGAAGGUAGAAUUUUUGCUGCUCUUUCUGGAACAGCAGAUCCUGAGCUUAUAUACUGUAUAUGGGCAGGCCAAAUUAGCUUACUUUGGAAGUUACAGUUAACAUUGAAUGAGGAAGGAACAGGAUAUAUUAUUCCUUUUCUAAAUGAUAACUCAACAAUUCCUCUAUUCUCAUUCUCCAUAAUUAUGAAGUCAAGAUUAAUAGUUUUGGUAUUUGCUAUUAGAAGACUUAUUCUUGCGUUUAUUAUGUUUUACUUUAUGCUAGACUUCAUUGGAUCCAUGUCAAAACUUUUGGUGGAAUUCCUACUUAAAUAUCGGUUCUUGAGAUUAAUCAACUGUAAUUGGACUAAACUACGUCCUCACAUUGUUGAGGGACUCAGGUUAAUGCCUAACCAGAAUAGUCGUUUCUUGUUAAGUAAGUUCUCUUCAAAAAAUCGUUCUAAAGAGAAGCAUAUGAAUAAGGGAGAUUCUAUUACCUUACCUUAUUUUUUGACAGAGGAGGGAAUUUCUCAAAUAAAGAAAAAAAAGUAUCAGAACUGGUUGGCAGUCCAAUUUGUGAAACAGUACUCAGCUCUCUUUUAUCUCGAUAAUCAGUUUGUUGAGGUUAGGAAUAAGAAAGAUGCAAGGAAAUAUGCGAAAUCCCUAUUUAAUGAUAUGGUAGAACACACAAACGAAAUACUACUUUUUAUGGGGAAGUGGAAGUACAAACAGAAAGAUAAAAGCGCCACGAAUAACUCUGAAGCUGAAUUUGACGGAAUGGAACGCAUGCAUGCAAAAGAAGCCGUCGAAAUUGGGAGUGCCUCAGGAGAACACAUUAUUACGAAUCUAACUUCAAUAGAAAUACCAUCAUCUGUCCCAAAUUCUUCCUCUCAAGCUUCAUCUUCAAGCGAAGGUGAGAGUGACUUUAUCCCAAAGAUUGGGAAACAAGAGAGUUUAAUUGACGAUAAGUCUGCAUGGGAUACCUCCAUAAAAAUCAAGAAUCCAACUAUAUAUGAAUCCAAAAUCAAUGAACCAGAGUUUAAGAGAGAAAAGAAAAUAGAAGGGAAAAAUGAUGAUGAGAAAAAUGAGGAAAAGAAAACUAGUAUUCUUCGUGCAGAGGAAUUUAAGACAGUUUUAGUCGAAGAAAAUGGAAGGCCUAUUCAACCUUCAGUGUUAAGUGGAGGAAAGCAAAACUCAGAUUUGAAAAAGAAAAAAACAUACAAUUCAUUUUUCCCAGCAACACCAUAUGGAGUGUUUAAUUACAAUGACUUUUGUUUGUUUGAGGAAGAAACCGAUCAACCUCUGAUAUUAAACAUUGAUGUUUUAAAGGUAUUGUAUGGAGAAAAUGUUGAAGCAUUUCUAAAGAAGAUAGAUCCAAUGGGAAGAAAAGAAUAUAAUGAGGAUGACUGGGUCAGGCUAUUAGUAACUACCUAUGAAACAAGGAAAAAGAUGAUUAACACAUUAGAAUCUCAAGAAGGAAUUGCAAAGGUAUUUAAACGCAUGGUCUCUAUAGUGCUUUGGUUUUUCUCAUUUCUAUUUAUUUUAAUUAUAUUGGGUGUUAAUGUAAAUACUCUAGUUAUUUCAGGUGCAGCCGUGGUAUCCUCAAUUUCAGUUGCUUUAAAUAGGCUCUAUAGUAACUUUGUAAGUUCUGUAAUCUUUGUGGUCUUUGAAAACCCUUACAACCAGGGAGAUAGAAUUCGAAUCAACAAUGGUCCAAUUAUCACAGUUAAAAAAAUCAAAACAUUUUGCACAAUAUUUUCAACAGUGGAGUCAGUGCCAAUCAUGUACCCUAAUUAUUGGCUGAUUGAUCAAAGUAUAUCAAAUGAAAGUAGGGCACUACAAAGCAGUCAUAUCCUUACCUUCUAUAUGUCAGACUUAACAAGUCCUUUUGUUUUUGAUGCACUCACCAAAUCAAUAAAACAGUAUGCCAAUGAUCGUCCAAGGGAUUUUAUUCCAAACUCAGUUUAUGUGUACAUCCACUCAAUCCAACCAGGUCAUUUCAUCGAAACAAGAGUUUCUUUUUCUAACGUUAAUCCUUCUUUUGAAUGGGAAAAGCUACUGGAAAUCAGAACUCCAUUCUACCUGUUUAUCCUCCAUGCAUUGAGACAGCAUGGAGUUGAAUACUUCCUUCCUGAAAGUCGAGUUCUUUAUAGCACAUGGUCAGAAAGAGGAAAAAGGAAGACAAACCAAGCAUUUAAAGACCCAAAAUCUUUGACUUCUAACACGUUACCUACAAAUAAAAAGCCUUAA